AUAUUGCAUCAUGCGAAGCUUCGGAUUUCAUCAUCCUCAUGGUCUGCUAUAAAAGCGGCGUCGCUGGCUUCUUCAAUUUUAUUUCACCAUCGCAAUGCAAGCAGCAAACACAUGGCAUAAGACGAAAGCACAACUCAGUCCAAUGGGCGUGGGAUAGAACUCAUCAAACACCAAGCAUCACCAUCAACCUGCACACUCACACACAGAUUCCAAUGAUUCCAAGGAUACAGUGAGGCAACCGAUAAUCACCAGCACUAUGAAUAACGUACAGAGCGCCCCAAAUGGCGGGGCAGGGGGCGUGGCCGUGGGAGUGGGCGUGGGCAUCAAGACGGCCCGGAGUAACAUCUUCAACGUGGAUGGCCUGCCGCAGCAGAUGGCCGCCAUGAGCGUGGACUACUCCAGCAUAAGGGGCAAGGAUGUCCUGGUCCAGCCCACCGACGAGCAGAUGGAGCUGCUGCAGAAGAGGCUCCAGGACCGCAUAGCCGACAACUGCGGGGAGACCAUCUACGAGAUUGGCGUGGGCGAGGAUGGCAGCGACAAUGGCCUGAAUCCGGAGCAGUUCGAGGCCUCUGUGGCCACGCUUCAUCUUCUGGCGGCCAAUAUAGAUGCGGAUGUGGUCAAGCUGCGUGAGCGGCGGGCAGAGAAGGGCCAAUCGGCGCAGUUCCUCAUCCGAAAGCAUAUCGAGACGACCGACUUUAUGGAGAUAAGGGUGGCCGUUGUGGGCAAUGUGGAUGCUGGCAAAUCCACGCUGCUGGGCGUUCUCACCCACGGGGAGCUGGACAAUGGUAGGGGCCAUGCGCGGCAGCGACUAUUCCGUCACAAGCACGAAAUCGAGAGUGGGCGCACCAGCUCCGUGGGCAACGACAUUCUCGGUUUCGAUGGAGUGGGCAAUGUGGUUAACAAGCCGGACCAUGGUCACCUGGAUUGGGUAAAGAUCUGCGAGAACUCGGCCAAGGUGAUCACCUUCAUCGAUCUGGCUGGGCACGAGCGUUACCUGAAAACUACGGUCUUUGGGAUGACAGGACAUGCUCCCGACUUUGGUAUGCUGAUGAUUGGCGCCAAUGCUGGCAUCAUCGGCAUGACCAAGGAGCAUCUGGGUCUGGCUCUAGCCCUUGCCGUGCCCGUCUUCGUGGUGGUCACCAAGAUUGACAUGUGCCCGGCCAAUGUCCUGCAGGAGAACAUGAAGCUGCUGUUCAAGAUGCUCAAAUCGCAGGGCUGCCGGAAGGUGCCGGUAGUAGUGCGCUCGCACGACGAUGUCGUUCUAAGCGCCACGAAUUUCGUUAGCGAGCGUUUGUGCCCCAUCUUCCAAGUGUCGAAUGUGACCGGUGAUAAUCUGGAGCUGCUCAAGAUGUUCCUUAACCUGUUAAGCACGCGCAUGGCCGGCUCCGAGAGUCUGCCUGCCGAGUUUCAGAUAGACGAUGUAUAUUCGGUGCCGGGUGUUGGCACUGUGGUCUCCGGCACCUGCCUCCAGGGCACCAUCCGGCUAAACGACGGUCUGAUGCUGGGCCCAGACGCAGUGGGUGGAUUCGUGCCAAUCACCAUCAAGAGCAUCCAUCGCAAGCGGAUGAACGUGGCACGCGUGCGCUGUGGCCAAACGGCAAGUUUUGCGCUAAAGAAAAUCAAGCGGGCCUAUCUGCGCAAGGGCAUGGUGAUGGUGUCGCAAGAUCUCAAGCCGCAGGCCUGCUGGGAGUUCGAGGGUGAGAUCCUAGUGCUGCAUCACCCCACAACGAUAUCGGCACGCUACCAGGCCAUGGUGCAUUGCGGCAGCAUCCGCCAGACGGCCUCAAUCAUACACAUGUCGCGCGAUUGCCUGCGAACGGGCGACAAGGCACAUGUGAAGUUCCGUUUCAUCAAGCAGCCGGAAUACAUACGCGCCGGUCAGCGGCUGGUCUUCCGCGAGGGACGCACCAAGGCGGUGGGCAACAUCCUGCGCCCGCUGCCGAAUGCUGCCGCCUCCCCGUAUCGCCCCAAGCCCGCCAAGAUGCAGUCACGUUCGCAGAACGGCGGCAGCAAUGGCAGCAACAACCAGCACCGCCAGCAGGGCCAGGGCAGCUCCUCGGGAGCGGGAUGCAGCAAGGAUGCCGGCGAUGAGAAGCAGAACGGCGACAAGCGCGAGGACGGCAGUCGGCGGGGCGGCAAGCGGAAACGAAAUAAUCGGCCAACUCCGUCUGGCGGUGGAGCAGGCCAAUCCAACGGCUCGGCCGCUUUGGGCCUGCCGCUCGGCGAGAUUUCCUCGUCGUCCUCCGCUGAAGUUGGGUCGACGGGUCUCACAGAUCCGGACUUCUGAUCUGAAGGGGCGUUUGCCUCAAUAAACUGUUCCGUGUCCCCUUCUCGUCCAUUGUACACUGUGCGAAAUGCCAAACCGAAUUCGAUAUUCUUUUUGUUCUCUAGGCUUAAGACUAAAAAUGUCACAGCAACAUGAAUUUUAUUUUAGUUGUCUUUUCACUAAAUAAACGUGGAUUUAUCGACCCUUAA
Messenger RNA from Drosophila subpulchrella, 2475 nucleotides. RefSeq names its product GTP-binding protein 1 (gene GTPBP1). The transcript has 6 exons. The record is from RefSeq and is a predicted model, not a curated record. The coding region runs from base 257 to 2287 and encodes 676 amino acids. Gene Ontology annotation, biological process: translational elongation. Gene Ontology annotation, molecular function: translation elongation factor activity; GTPase activity; GTP binding. NCBI's taxonomy places the organism in Eukaryota, Metazoa, Arthropoda, Insecta, Diptera, Drosophilidae.